CGCGCUCACAGAGCUCGGUCGCGCACCGUUCGCACAGCACCGGAGAAGUAUCUCCUUCCUCCGUGGACCUGAUAGUGGAGAAUUCUGCGGCAAUUUCGCCCUCAGGAUCCCCAGUCCGGUCCGAGAGCAGGGUUCUUCGGUCCGCAGUCCCGCGAAAUCGGCGACGAUCCCUCAGGAGGGACAAUGUUGGCUCCAAAGAAAUUAAUGGGAUUCGGCCUCCGGCGGAUGUCGUCCUGGCAGCUGAUCGGGAGCGCCGUGCUCGAACGGAAAGCAGUUACGGUAAAAAAGUUCUCAGCUCUGGAGAAAGUCUACUACGACAUUCUUUCGCAGACCGAAGAUGAAAAUUCGCUACUGAGCGAUUUCGAACUCAGAGCCCGUGCGGAGAAGAAAUCCCGAGAGAAGAAAAAGGAAGGAUCGGCUCAGGUCAAAAUUCAGCUAGCUGAGGAUCUUCUCGCAGACUGGAAACAAGAAGCCGAACGAAUCAAAGCGAAACUUUCGUACACGCCAGUGACGGAUGUCAGGAGCCACGAGAGAUGUUUAGACCAGCCCGUUACGUUGUUGGUGAAACAGAAAAUUGGGAACGAUUCGCUAUGGUGCUUUCCUGAAUCGGCGCACAAGAGGGGAGAGACACUCCGACAGACCGCCGAACGAGCGAUAUCCGAGGCUGUCGGAGACAAGCUGCAGUAUGUGACUCUGGGUAACGCACCUUGUGCUGCUUACUCGUACAAAUAUCCGAAGCAAGUCCAGGAAUCCACAGGGUUUCAUGGAGCCAAGAUCUUCUUCUUUAGAGCCCGAUACCAAAAAGGUGAUCUAGUUUGCAACAAGAAAAUCGUCGAGGAUCACAUGUGGGCGACUUUUGACGAGGUCAUGGAGAACUUGCCGGCGAAAAUGGCGAAAGCUGUGAGACCAUCGUUCUUCGUGCCUCCCGUGGUGGAUUUCACACCAUUCCUAGACGCGAUUUCGGAUCGGGACGAACUCGAGAGGCUCGACGUUGCCUUCAAGAAUGGAUGAAUUGUCUACGAAUAUGAGCAGGAUGUUCGCUUAGUUA
Molecule: messenger RNA, 1048 nt
Organism: Galendromus occidentalis (western predatory mite)
Lineage: Eukaryota; Metazoa; Arthropoda; Arachnida; Mesostigmata; Phytoseiidae
Gene: mRpL46
Product: mitochondrial ribosomal protein L46
Exons: 6
Coding region: 184-1011 (275 amino acids)
Cellular component (GO): mitochondrial large ribosomal subunit
Molecular function (GO): structural constituent of ribosome
Source: RefSeq, a predicted model, not a curated record